Prorocentrum cordatum is the source of this 615-nucleotide messenger RNA. The record is from the annotation of a GenBank genome assembly. NCBI's taxonomy places the organism in Eukaryota, Dinophyceae, Prorocentrales, Prorocentraceae.
AUGAACGACCUGGCGCCCAGAGGCCUGAUGAGCAAGCUGCCCUUCGCCGUCGACAAGGACGACCUCGACCUCCAGAAGGGCUUCGACCACGCAUUCUGGACGGGGUUGUCACCGCAGGGGGCCGUCAAGGGCAUGCAGUGCGGGCAUUCCUUCGUCGUCCGCGCGGCCACCGAGACGUCGGGCUGCAAGGGGAAGACCGUCCAGAUGAAGCAGCAGGCCCUUGCCAUCGCGAAGAGCAAGGCUGACCCGAAGGCCGCCGAGAGGACGCAGCUUGACACCCUCUCCGGCGAGUACUCGAGCUUCAACCAGAGGGUGGUCUCGGGGAUUGAGAUGAUGGUGGACCGCUUGGAGAAUGGCGAUUUCCCCCCUGUGAUGCACAACGUCGCGAACAAGUGCCAGGACAUGUGCCCCAGCAUGGAGCGCAUCACGAAGGAGUGGCGCCCCUCAGCUCGGCCGGCCGCCUCGCGAGGCGAGGGCGGAAUGCAAGAAGAGGAGAAGGCGGCCCUGGCUGAGACAGCCGCCCGCCACCAUGUUUCUCAGUUGUCGCGAGCCGAAGCCUCGGGACACUCCGACGCGCCCCAGCGCGGCCAAGUGUCCUCUGGCGAUUCGGACUAG